AUAUGUCACACUACAAUUUUUAUCAACUGCUACUGGAAUUUUGUUGUGGCCGUUCCUAGGAAUCGGAUCUCUUCCAAUAUUUAACAAUUUAUCCAGAUUUUACAUAAAAGCUCACGAUGCCUAUUUCGCCCUUCCUGCAGACUCCUUUCACCGAUUUAACUGGUAGUUUGAUUAACCAUCAAACAUACGACAAAUGCGGUGAAAUGGAAAUGAACAUGAUGGACUGCUUGGAGGCCUAUGGUGCUGAGCGAGGCAAAAAAAUGUGUAAGGAUUUAGUCGAUGAUUUCAAUGAGUGCUUUACCAUGCACAAACAGUUGAAACGAUUCUAUGCUAUGCGCACCGAACGCAUGAGACAAUAUUGGUCUGGCGAACGUAAAAGCGAGGAGUUGUAUGCUCCACCUCCAAGAGUUGAUGCUUAUUAGAGAUUGCGUUUUGAUCAUUGUCCUAUAGUAAAAUAAAAAGAAAUUAUUGAAAUAUGAAUGGAAUCCCCUA
Molecule: messenger RNA, 492 nt
Organism: Stomoxys calcitrans (stable fly)
Lineage: Eukaryota; Metazoa; Arthropoda; Insecta; Diptera; Muscidae
Gene: ND-15
Exons: 3
Coding region: 117-422 (101 amino acids)
Source: RefSeq, a predicted model, not a curated record